This is a messenger RNA of [Torrubiella] hemipterigena, 1966 nucleotides long. Lineage: Eukaryota; Fungi; Ascomycota; Sordariomycetes; Hypocreales; Clavicipitaceae. The record is from the annotation of a GenBank genome assembly.
CCAAGUGGAACGCAUAUUUAAAUAAAUUUUAAGGGCGGUGCUUCCCUCAAUGUAACCGUUUACGCAUUGCGAUCAAUCUGACCUGCGCAAGCUGGAGACUCACCAUGUCGGAUAUAAGCAACGAAGCGUUCCCCGCUUCCAAAGCUAUACCCAGUCAUAUAUCUACACAAUCGACGAAGAGGUGGUGGCAUCUUGGCGGGAAAGAUAUCAGCUAUGUCUCCAUCGAUGCGGGCUACGAUGUAGAGCCAUCGGCGUCCGAGUCGUCCUCUAUAUCCGAGGCCAACAAGGACGCAGCCAAUGUGUUUGUUGCGCCUGAAGCAGUAGAAUUAUACAAACCGGUGAAGGGAUUUGAGGGUGCGCAUAGGUUCGAUCCCUCAGCGCAGUGGUCCCAGGAAGACGAAAAUAAACUGGUCAGAAGAGUACGAUGGUUCAGUUACUUAACAGCAUUCAGAGAACAUACUAACACGCCCUAGCUCGACUGGAAGAUUGCCCUACCUGCUUGCGUCAUGUUCUUCGCCCUGCAACUUGAUCGCGGAAAUAUCUCCCAAGCGCUUUCUGAUAACCUUUUAGCUGACUUGAAACUCAACACGAACGACUACAACAACGGCAUGACUAUUUUCUAUUGUUCGUUUCUCUUCGCUGAACUCCCAUCCCAGCUGAUUAGUAAGAAACUUGGUCCUGAUACUUGGAUCCCUAUUCAGAUGGUUUCGUGGAGCAUCGUUGCUGCCGCCCAAGCCGCCCUCCAAGGCAAAACUAGCUUCUACGUCACUCGUUUCCUUCUUGGACUCAUCGAAGGAGGUUUUAUCCCCGACGUCAUUCUAUACCUCAGCUAUUUCUUUACAAACGCGGAGCUGCCCAAGCGACUAAGCUGGUUUUGGACAUCGUACCAAUCGACACAAAUCGUGGGUGCGUUCCUCGCGUACGGCAUUCUGCAUCUCCGAGGUGGCACCCUUGGAGCAGGUUGGAGAUACAUGUUUUUGAUCGAAGGUGCUCUUACUGGUCUGAUUGGUGUUUUCACUUGGUUUUAUCUGCCUGCUUCGCCGACACAGACAGCGCGAGGAAAAUACAAGGGCUGGUUGCGCCCUAAGGAAGGAUGGUUUACGGAGCAGGAGGAAGUCAUCAUGGUCACUCGAAUCCUACGCGAUGACCCAGGAAAGGCAACCAUGCACAACCGACAAGGUCUGUCCCUCACUGACUUCAAAAAUGCCUUGUUCGAUUAUGAUCUAUGGCCCAUCUAUCUCAUCGGACUUUCAUGGGGUAUUCCAAAUAGUCCACCAGCAGCUUACAUCACUCUCACUUGUAAAGCUCUCGGCUUCUCUACCUUCCAGACCAAUCUUCUCACAAUCCCUGCCUACGCCAUUUUUAUCCUGCAGCUGCUGUUCUGGACUUGGGUUUCGGAGAAGAUUAACCAUCGCGUCCUCAUCAACUUGGCCUCGCAGUUCUGGGCUCUACCGCUACUCGUUGCGCUCGUCACACUCCCUCCCGUCUUCCAUAACAGCAACUGGGCCAAGUGGGUAAUAUCAACGUUGCUAGUCGGUACACCCUAUUUGCACGCAGUUCUUGUUGCCUUGACAUCCCGAAAUGCGGGUUCUGUCCGAACAAGAACCGUUGGAUCGUCACUCUACAACAUGUCCGUACAAAUGUCCAGCAUUUUCUCGUCGCAAAUCUACAGAGACAAUGACAAGCCGUACUACUACACUGGUAACAAGGCCCUACUAGGUGUUUUGGCAUGGAACAUCAUUGUGAUUGUCGGAAUGAAGGUGUACUAUGUCUGGCGCAACAACACUCGUGACAAGGUCUGGAUGUCGAUGUCGAGGGAGGAGCGGGUGCAUUACUUAGAGACUACCAAGGAUGAGGGCAACAAGAGACUUAAUUUUAGAUUUGCAAACUAACACUAGAUAGUAUCUCUUCUAUAGAAGAGUUAGCAUUCGCUUGAAUUCGUGUAGAAAUCGAUAUAGUUACAUUU